AGCCGCACGCAUCCUAUAUCAGAAAAUGAAAUCCGGAUUUGGUCAAAUCAAGGCUGGGAAAGGUUUCACGAGUCUUGAAGGCGUCGCAGAUGAAGGUCCGUCGGGACGAAGAGUCCGCCUGAGAUAUGCCUGAGUCUCCGCAACUCCGAGAUCGGAGGUGUGACUGUCUUCAUACUUAACAUGCAGUCUCACACAACUUCAGUAUCGCAAGCUAGUGAGUUCCACCGCUCGCAGGGACGUACAGAUGGCAAAGCUUCUGAAGAAACCCGUAAAGCUUGCGCUCGUGCAAUUGGCAUCUGGCGCCGACAAAGCUCACAAUCUCGCCCACGCUCGAACCAAAGUCUUAGAAGCCGUGAAGCAGCACAAUGCCAACAUCGUUGUGCUGCCAGAAUGCUUUAACUCCCCAUAUGGCACAAAGUACUUUCCCAAGUACGCAGAGACCCUUCUCCCCUCGCCGCCCUCCGAAGCACAGUCACCCAGUUUCCAUGCUCUUUCAAAAAUAGCAAAGGAAGCAAAUGUGUACCUCGUGGGAGGGAGCAUACCAGAAUACGAGGAGAGCAGUAAGAAGCAUUUCAACACAUCGCUCACAUUUGGUCCAACUGGAGAAUUGCUGGCGACCCACAGAAAGGUACAUCUGUUCGACAUUGACAUACCAGGCAAAAUCACGUUCAAGGAAUCGGAGGUUCUGGAUCCCGGCAACAAGGUCACCAUCGUUGACCUACCUGAAUAUGGGAAAAUUGGAAUCGCAAUUUGCUACGACAUACGUUUCCCAGAGUUGGCAACCAUCGCUGCCAGAAAGGGUGCCUUUUUACUCGUUUACCCCGGCGCAUUCAACUUGACAACAGGAGCGAUGCACUGGGAGCUACUAGCAAGGGCACGAGCACUGGAUAACCAGGUAUACACGGCAUUGUGCAGCCCAGCAAGAGACAUGAGCGCAGACUAUCACGCAUGGGGACACAGCAUGAUCGUGGACCCGUAUGCUGAGAUAAAAGGGGAAUUGGAUGAGAAGGAGGGAAUUGUGGUUGCAGAGCUCGAUAGUGAUAGAAUCGAGGAAGUGAGAAAGGGUAUUCCGAUCAAUACGCAACGUCGAUUCGAUGUUUACCCUGACGUCAGCAAGGGGGACAUCAAAUUCUCUGAGCCCGGUGCACCACCUUCGUAAGCGUUUAGUAUCGAUGAGAAACAAAAUAUAGGUGACGUAGCAAAUAUCACUUCAAGAAUACAUGAACAGCAUUGCAAGUUUACAGCCCUCAGUGCACAGCUGCAGUCGCCUUAGCAUACUCUGUU
Verruconis gallopava is the source of this 1284-nucleotide messenger RNA. RefSeq lists its product as uncharacterized. The transcript has a single exon. The coding region runs from base 245 to 1159 and encodes 304 amino acids. Lineage: Eukaryota; Fungi; Ascomycota; Dothideomycetes; Venturiales; Sympoventuriaceae. The record is from RefSeq and is a predicted model, not a curated record. Gene Ontology annotation, cellular component: mitochondrion. Gene Ontology annotation, biological process: oxaloacetate metabolic process; L-glutamine metabolic process. Gene Ontology annotation, molecular function: omega-amidase activity.